GGAGACGGUCCGAAGGACGGAGCCGAAGCGCGCGCGGUGAUUGGCUGGAAUGGCGACAGGUAGCGCCCGUCGAUUGGCCCAGGAAUGGACCAAUGGCGCGUCGGCAGCCGCGCAGCGCCUAUAAAAGCGCGAGGACGCAGCGCGGCGCUCCCUUUCGGGGGUUGGCGGUUCGUGGCGCUGAUGGUCGUUCGUCGUCCCGUCCUCAUCUGCCCGGGCCGCGCUUUGCGAGCGGCUGCGUCCGUUCCGGCUGUGAGCUGCCAGCAUUGGGUGGUGGAGGGGCGUCCCCCUGGUUAGAGAGCCCAGCAGGGAGUGUGGAGAUGGAGAGCGAGCAGAGAGCUGAGCAGGGCGCUGAGCAGCACCAUUGCUGUGGGCUCCUGCAGCAGGACCUGGCUGAGCUCUGCACCCCAAUCGGCAUCGCCUCCGUCCCCACGGUCACCGUGCGGCCGUUCUCUGUAGAGCUGAGGGUGCAGAGCCCCGCAGACUGGCAGAGCUGCAUCCACGUGUUGCUGCUGAACGACGGAGUGUCUGCGGGGUCUUCCUGCGAGGGUCCUCUUCUCACUCUUCAGGACGCGUUUCUUCUGCUGUGGUUUGGAGCCCCCCAGGACGGCCCUUCCUCAUCAGCCCCCCCUCCCACGCCGGGUGGGCUCUGCCUCUGCUUCCAUCUGUGCCGUUUCCCCUCAUCCCGUCCCUGCAGACCGCUGAGAAGAGGUUGGCCGCAUCCCUUUGGCUCCCACAGAGAUGGAUGGACCCCGAGCAGAUCCCCUCUCAGCCUCCCUUUCUCAGGGCUGAACAGCCCCGGGUCGCUCAGCCUCUCCUCGCAGGGAGAUGCUCCAGGCCCUGCAUCACCUCUGAGCCCUCCGCUGGGCUCCCUCCAGGAGAUCGCUGUCUGUUUUGUGCUGGGAGCCCGGAACUGAACCCGGUAUGCCAAACGUUGGAAUGAAAGCAUUGGAAGGAAGGGAAGCCAUCCAUUGGGACCCGGGCAGGCUGGAGAAGCGGGCCCGUGAGAACCUAACGAGGUUCAAUAAGGCCAAGUGCAGAGUGCUGCAUUGGGUCGGGGCGAUCCCAGGUGUUUAUGCAGACUGGGGGAAGAUCUCCUUGAGAGCAGCCCUGCGGAGAACGACGUGGGGGGUCCUGGGGGACGGGAACUGCACAUGAGCCAGCUGACGUGCGGCAAUCAGACCCUAUAGGUAAGGAUAUAGAGCAGGUAUGUGUUUAUUGGUGACACGCAUACACCCUGGUGCAAGGGGGAUCGCUCCACCGUCCGAAGAAAUGGUGCUGUAGAUAUAGGUGAAACUAAUACAUAAUCAGUAGUCGACAGGAAUUCGGAUCCACAUUCACUACAUUCCCAGGAGCCCAUCAGCAUGCAGUCCCUCCCCCCGUUGCGUGUGCGUGGUAGGCCGUGAUGAUGAAGGCUCGGAGUCUUCCUCGCGAAGGCUCAUAGUCUUCCUCGCUGCAAACUUCUGACCCUGAAGGGGGGGCAUCCCCUGAACUGAUUCCAGCUUGCACUUCAGACGUCUCAUCACCUCCCUGCCAAAUGUUUUUGAGCUGUUCUCCGGUCCUUAUCUUUAUGGCCUUCAUUCUCCUUGUUAUUCUGGACCUAGCGCCUGUGAAAGUGCUUGGAACCCCACGUUUUCUAACACUCUCUACAUAAACUAUCUCUAUUUGCCCCUUAUGUCUACCUUGUGAAGCUGCUUUCUCUUUUCUUGCUAUGAAGCCCUUCUUUCUGUACUGCAGGGACCCGAUUUUGC
Molecule: messenger RNA, 1748 nt
Organism: Gallus gallus (chicken)
Lineage: Eukaryota; Metazoa; Chordata; Aves; Galliformes; Phasianidae
Exons: 5
Coding region: 93-914 (273 amino acids)
Source: RefSeq, a predicted model, not a curated record